Staurois parvus is the source of this 471-nucleotide messenger RNA. The record is from the annotation of a GenBank genome assembly. Lineage: Eukaryota; Metazoa; Chordata; Amphibia; Anura; Ranidae.
CUCUGGUCAUCUCCUGUACUAUGUCCGCAGUCUCUGGUCAUCUCCUGUACUGUGUGUCCGCAGUCUCUGGUCAUCUCCUGUACUAUGUCCUCAGUCUCUGGUCAUCUCCUUUACUGUGUCCGCAGUCUCUGGUCAUCUCCUGUACUGUGUCCGCAGUCUCUGGUCAUCUCCUGUACUAUGUCCUCAGUCUCUGGUCAUCUCCUGUACUGUCCGCAGUCUCUGGUCAUCUCCUGUACUUAUGUCCGCAGUCUCUGGUCAUCUCCUGUACUAUGUCCUCAGUCUCUGGUCAUCUCCUUUACUGUGUCCGCAGUCUCUGGUCAUCUCCUGUACUAUGUCUGUAGUCCAUUGGUUCAGAAUUUUUUUUUUUCUUGUUUUUCGCCUCUAAAACCUAGGUGGGUCUUAUGGUCAGGUGCGUCUUAUGGAGCGAAAAAUACGGUAUAUAUAUAUAUUGCAUAGUUAGUCUGGCUGAAA